GUCGGCGGGCGCGGCGAUGGGCAGCGUGAGGGGGCCCGGCGGGGCCGCCCUGCGGGCGCUGCUGUCCGUGGCCGCCGGGCUGUUGGCCUGCGGCGGGGCCAGCGAGUACGACUAUGUCAGCUACCAGUCCGACCUGGGCCCCUACCCCGGCGGGCGCUUCUACGCCAAGCCCCACCAGUGCGUGGCCAUCCCCGCCGACCUGCGGCUCUGCCACAGCGUGGGCUACGACAAGAUGGUGCUGCCCAACCUGCUGGACCACGAGACCAUGGCCGAGGUGAAGCACCAGGCGAGCAGCUGGGUGCCACUGCUCAACAAGAACUGCCAUAUGGGUACCCAGGUCUUCCUCUGCUCCCUCUUCGCCCCCGUCUGCCUGGACCGGCCGGUCUACCCCUGCCGCUGGCUCUGCGAGGCCGUCCGUGACUCCUGUGAGCCCGUCAUGCAGUUCUUUGGCUUCUUCUGGCCAGAGAUGCUCAAGUGUGACCAGUUUCCCCAGGAUGACGUCUGCAUUGCCAUGACAACUCCCAAUGCCACCGAGGUCUCCAGGCCCAAAGGAACGACUGUGUGUCCCCCUUGUGACAACGAGAUGAAGUCAGAGGCCAUUGUGGAGCACCUGUGUGCCAGCGAGUUCGCUCUUAAGAUGACCAUAAAGGAAGUGAAGAAGGAGAACGGGGACAAGAUGAUCAUCCCACGGAAGAGGAAGGCGCUGAAGCUGGGGCCCAUCCGGAAGAAGAACCUGAAGAAGCUGGUGCUGUUCCUGAAAAAUGGGGCAGACUGUCCCUGCCAUCAGCUGGACAACCUCGGCCACUACUUCCUCAUCAUGGGCCGUCAGGUGAAGACCCAGUACCUGUUGACAGCCAUCUACAAGUGGGACAAGAAGAACAAGGAGUUCAAGAAGUUCAUGAAGAAGAUGAAGUCUCCCGACUGCCCGACGUUUCCGUCCGUGUUCAAGUGAUGCGGGAGAGCCGCUGCCCGGGCUGGGCUCGCCCCUCUGCAGCAGGGGUGCUGGAGCCAAGCCCUCCUGCUGCUCCAUCCUGCUCCUCAGAGCUCCCUCAGUGACCCCAGCCCUCCCACAUCCCUGCUGUCAGUGUUUGCCCGCUGGCCUGGGCGUGCCACGUGUGUGCCCCGAACAGUCGCUGGGGUCACACACGGUGUCUGUCCACGGCAGCUAAAGACCUGUCACUCCACAGACAUGUACAGCCAUUCAAAUAGCAGCUGUCAGGUAAAGAGGGCAAGCAGAGGGGUGUGAGGCGAUGUCCAGAGGUUACACACCUGCAGAAAGGACCCUUGUGACCAUGUCACUCCUGUCUUCAUGGCUGCAGGAUCGCCCUGAAUUCCUGUACGAACCAGAGCCGGCUGAUCAGACAGACAUCCCAUCCUCACAGUCCCCUUACAACCUCUGAGAAAACCUCCUAAUUGCCCUCACUGUAAAAAAAAUCCCGUUGUAGUCUAAACGUGCUUUGUCUAAGCCUUAACCCCAGGUCCUUGUGGUGCCUUGCUGGGCUGGAGCCCUUCCUCACCAGCAUCUCUCCAAUGUCUCACCAGGUGCCUGCCCUGGCCUCUGCCACGCUGUGAGCCCCUCGUGCCCAGGGCUGUGCUGCUCCCUGGCAGCCCUGGAGCCCCUGGGCUGUGCCCUGCAGUUGUGCACUGGCCAUGGGAGCAGAGGGGGCUCUGUGCCCCACCCGUGCCUUCAGCCUCACGUGGGCCCCCAGCACAGCAGGUCCUGCUGAGCUGCCCUGCCCUCGGCCUGGGGGGCACUGCCCUGCACGGGUGCCCAGUGCUGCUGGUGCCCAGUGCUGCUGGUGUCCAGAGCUGCUGGUGUCCAGAGCUGCUGGUGCCCAGUGCUGCUGGUGCCCAGUGCUGCUGGUGUCCAGAGCUGCUGGUGCCCAGUGCUGCUGGUGCCCAGUGCUGCUGGUGUCCAGAGCUGCCUCCAUCUGAGCCCCCUCAAGGGUUGGCCCCCCUGGGGCUCCAGCUGGUGGGAGCUCAGGACCAGCUCCUGCAGCUCCCUCACUUCCCCAGUGAUGUUCUGAUGGUUCCUCCAGGCUGCUGGCACAGUCCCAGAGUGCAGCAGGCUGAGGACUCGUCCCCCUGGAGCUGCAGGGAAGCGUCGGCUCCGCCUUUCCCUCCUCGCUGUCCCUGUGGGACCCAUCAGUCUGGGCUUUGUCUGUUUGAUCUGUCACAACUUGGCUUUGUAUCAUUCUACAUUUUUUCCCCCCAAUCAAAAUGUUGUGUUUGUAUGAUUUCAAAUAGUUUAUGAAAGACAAAGAGUAUCUCAUCCGAAGGAUUGCAUUUAUCGACCAAACUGAAAUGCAUUAUUCUGUUAAUUGGACAAGUUCUCUUUUCCAUGGACCCAUAUCAUUCCCCAUUCAUUGUCCUUCCUGCUUCCAUUCAGUAUUCUCAUCCAUCAGCAAUACUCUAAGAGAAUGAAUAUCUGAGAGCUGAGAUAAUCCUGCUGUAUCAUGGUUAAAUGAAAUAACAAAUCCUCAUUUUUGAGGUUUGAACCAAGCCCACUCAAAGCUGGUAAAUUAAUUAUUCCUUAGCUCAGGAGUGCUGUUUAUUCCCCACGUGGGAACAGAGCUGUGGACUUGGUUGUAGAAGAAUUCCACGAAGAAGCCAAGCACUCUGAGGAAUGAUGUUUCACAGCUAACAGAGAGAUGGAUUUAGGACAUGAACUUUGUAGAGAGUCCCACUAGGUUGUCUUAGACCACCAUUUGUAGUAGUGUUGUUUCUUUAUUGCAAAAUUAAUCAUUGUAGAUAAUGUGCUUUUAUCAGUGAAGAAAUAAAUAAACAAACCACAGGCUUUAACCUCACA
Molecule: messenger RNA, 2809 nt
Organism: Chiroxiphia lanceolata (lance-tailed manakin)
Lineage: Eukaryota; Metazoa; Chordata; Aves; Passeriformes; Pipridae
Gene: SFRP1
Product: secreted frizzled related protein 1
Exons: 3
Coding region: 17-952 (311 amino acids)
Biological process (GO): non-canonical Wnt signaling pathway; negative regulation of canonical Wnt signaling pathway; canonical Wnt signaling pathway
Molecular function (GO): Wnt-protein binding
Source: RefSeq, a predicted model, not a curated record